Molecule: messenger RNA, 3298 nt
Organism: Crotalus tigris (Tiger rattlesnake)
Lineage: Eukaryota; Metazoa; Chordata; Lepidosauria; Squamata; Viperidae
Gene: FBXL13
Product: F-box and leucine rich repeat protein 13
Exons: 22
Coding region: 8-2596 (862 amino acids)
Biological process (GO): SCF-dependent proteasomal ubiquitin-dependent protein catabolic process
Cellular component (GO): SCF ubiquitin ligase complex
Molecular function (GO): protein binding
Source: RefSeq, a predicted model, not a curated record
AGUCGCCAUGCCCCUUCUUCAGAAUGGGGACCCCACCUUGCGGGUCUACUUCCAGAAGUACUCCAUUCCGGACAUCUACGAGGCCUUGUUAGGUGGUUUAUUAGUUAUGUGUCCAGAAGAUCCCCUCAGAUUUUUAGAAGAAAAAAUCAAAGAAAUUAUGGAAAAAGGUUUAUAUGGUAUUAUAUGGAACAUGUGUAUCGAUCCAGAGUUGAGUCUGAAGCUACGGGUCCUUUCAGAGACAUAUUUACACACACUUUUAGGCCUUGAUGAUGACCAGCUGAUGACCACAGAGUUAUGUGAUAAAGCGUGGGACUGUUAUAGCACUAAUUUAAAGAGAAAGUGCUUUGAUGCCUGGAUCCAUUAUUGCGGAGAGAAGAAAGCGGCAGAAGAACUCCUGCAGAAAAAGUUGGCGGCUGCAAGACAUUAUUACGACUGCAGACUCCUAAAAUUAGCCAUGAGGAAGUGGCACGAAUGGAUGAAUUCCCAGAAGGAAGUGCACAAACGGGCAGUGAAAUGUCUAGAAAAAAUUUUCGACAAAGUUUUGAAGAAAGCGGUGUUUAAGGCCUGGCGAAAAUGUCUUAUUGUAAGCAAAAAGCCUAAAAAAUCUUUUGAGCCUGUAUUGGAAGCCGAGGAAUUUGUUUUUGUUCAACCUGAAGCCCGCGAACGGCGACAUUCGGACAGACGUCGCUCCUCUGCCCUGUCUAAGAAUCAAUUUGAAGACUUGCCAGCGUUCCAUGUGAAAUCAGGCAGAGAAUAUUUCACUAAGAUGCCGAUGCAACCAUUAGCCCAGGUGUUCCGGUAUUUAAACCUAGUUGACCUGGCCAGGUGCGCCCAAGUCUGCCAAACCUGGAAGGCCAUGACACAAAUGGUUAUGGUAUGGAGUAGUAUUGAUUUUUCUGCAGUGAAGGACCUUAUAAAUGAUCGUGUGGCACAACGCAUUUUGCAGAAGUGGCACACUAAUGUGGUGCAGUUGGACCUUCAUGGUUGUACUACAUUACAAUGGCUUACUUUUAAAUGUAUAGGUCAGUGUAUGAAUUUACAACAGUUAAAUGUUUCCCAGUAUCAAGGGCUAAAUGAUCAAUUAAUCAGCCACGUAGCAGAAAGUUGUUCAGCUCUCCUUCACUUAGAUUUAUCUCACACGGACAUUUCAAACGGGACGCUUGCGCUGCUGCCCAGAUGCUUUCCCAAUCUACAGUUUUUAAGCCUCGCGCACUGCAGGAAAUUCACAGACAAAGGGUUACACUACCUGGGCAGUGGAAGAGGAUGUCACAAGCUCCUGUAUCUGGAUAUUUCAGGCUGCCUCCAGUUAACGGUGGAAGGCUUCAGGAAUAUCGCGAAGAGCUGCAGCAGGAUCCAGUGCCUGACAAUUAACGAAAUGCUGACUCUUACCGACAGAUGCAUUCAAGCUUUGGUGCCAAAGUGCCCAAGGAUUGAGUCGGUCGAAUUCAAUGAAUCUCCACACGUGUCCGAUGUUGGUCUCCAAGCUCUGGAAAUGUGUAAACUGGUCAAAAUGAAGAUCCAAGGGAGCAAUCGGGUUACAGAUCUCACGUUCCAAAUCAUGAGCAAAUUCUGGCCCCGAAUGAAUCAGAUUUGUGUAGCCAAUUGCCAGAGAAUAACAGAUGUAGCUCUCAAGUUAAUUGUACCGCUGGACCAAAUUGUUAUCCUCAAUCUAUCCGGAUGCACAAGAAUCGGUGAUUCGGGAAUAAAAUCAUUUGUUGACGGUCGUUCAGCUCCCAAAUUAAAAGAACUCAAUUUGGCUAAUUGUUGCCACGUCUCUGACAUUUCCCUCGUGAAAAUAUCUGAAAGGUGCCCGAAUCUCAUUUAUCUGAAUUUGCAUAAUUGCCAACUUGUGACAGAUACGGGGAUGCAGGCUAUGACAGCGAUGGCUUCGUUAGCCUAUCUCAAUAUUUCACGGAUAGGCAUCACUGAUCAGGGUUUGGAGAGCCUUGGCAGACAUUUGAAAAUUAAGGAGAUUAUUCUGUCGGAGUGUAGGCUGAUUUCUGACACAGGAAUGAAGGUAUUGUGUACUGAAUUGAAAAAACUAGACUACGUCGAUUUGUCCUUCUGCCGGCACAUAUCAAAUGCUACAUUAAAAAAUUUGUCGUUAAAUUGCCGCAAACUCACCUGUCUCAUUAUGGUGGGUUGUGUCAAGAUCAACGAUUCGGGGAUCCAGUUAAUAGCUUCGGGGUGCAGUUUCCUGCAUUAUCUGGAUAUUUCGGGUUGCAAAAAUGUUACCGACAAAACACUAAAAAACCUGGCCAAAGGCUGCCUGCAACUCCGAAUACUUAAAAUGUUGUACUGCGCAGGCAUUACCCGCCCGGCUGUUUUAAAUUACGCCCCACGGCUCCAGAAAUACGAAUACAACGACGACGAACCGCCUCUGUGGUUUGAUUAUGGCGUCAGCGGCGAUGAAUUGAUGAUGCCGAAGAAACUGAAAAAGCGCCGGUACAGCACGAUGGUGCCGAGACCCAGCAUCGUGGGGAUUUCGGGACAGAAAGACCUGGAACACGCCAAGCUUCCGCUGAUUGAAACCGUAACCGAACAAGCCGUGGAAGAAAGUUUGAUCUCGCCGGGAAGCCUGGCAGAAGAUCCCUAAAAAAAAAGGUGACGAAGAGAGCCUAGGGAUGUUGUUAAUACACCGUCCAUCCAGUACGGAACGCCUACUUGAGUAUCUACUCUGCUGUAGAGAAAGCACCGAAGAUGCUUAUGUUGAAAAGAAAAAUCUUCAACAGGGUCCAGUCCAAGCUGGGAAUAAACAAAAUGGACAACUCCGGGACGCUGCGGGCAUCAUAAAUACGAGCCGGUUGCCAAGAGUCCUUCUAAUCCCGUGACCACGGGGAUGCUGCAACAGUCGUAAGUGUGAAAAACGUUCAUAAGUCGGUGUCUCAGUUAACUCUGAACGGUCACUAAACGAAUGGUUGUUAAGUCGAGAACCCCUUGGGUUCGGUCAAAAGGCAAGUAGACUUUGACCCAUGAAAAUGAAGGUAGCCGUAGCAGUUAUGGCCCUCUAUGUAAACAGCGUUUUUCUCAACAGAGUUAAAACAGUUAUCUGUGGUAGCAGUAUGCAAGUAUUAAACCCUGAAACGGGAUGAUGAUUAAUUUGGUAGCGUUGAAUAGGAGCUUACAGUAAGAGCUAAAGCAAAGCUCUUUGUUUUUUGUUUUUCAGUUUGGGCCCAGUGGCUCUCCAGCUGUAAACAGCUGUUUUCUGGUUGCAAUUAAUUUGUUUUAUGUGCUCGAAAUCUUCCUACCGAAACAUACCCCAAAGCCUAAGUGAAUAUCUAACCAAAAAAAAAAAAAA